Molecule: messenger RNA, 965 nt
Organism: Belonocnema kinseyi
Lineage: Eukaryota; Metazoa; Arthropoda; Insecta; Hymenoptera; Cynipidae
Product: zinc finger BED domain-containing protein 4-like
Exons: 3
Coding region: 9-935 (308 amino acids)
Molecular function (GO): protein dimerization activity
Source: RefSeq, a predicted model, not a curated record
CUUUCUACAUGAUCGUCAGGUUUAUUGAAAUACGUGGAGUCGUCGUUGAGGUGAUGAACAACCAUCCUGAUUCACUUCCCAUGAUUACUCCAAAAGAGAUCGAAGAACUGAUGGAAGUUUCAAACAUUUUGAAGCCACGAGAAGAAAUUACGCGUGAGUGGUCAGCAGAGAAGUAUGUUACUAUCAGUAAGGUGAUCCCGACGAUAAAUGGUUUAAGGGAAGGGCUGAGUACAAAGAAAACAAAAAGUAACCUAGUAAAUAACCUCAAAACUGAAAUUCGAGAUGAAAUUAAACUGCGUUUUGGUCUGAUGGAAGAAGUGAAACAUUUUGCAGUAGCAACUCUUUUGGAUCCACGCUUCAAGAAAAUUGAUUUAAAAGACCACUCGCGAUGUGCACUAGCUAUUGCUAUUGUGAAAACUCUGUUUGACAGGAAGGUGCAAGCCUCUGCUCUAGAUGGUUCUAAAUCUGAUGAAUCUAGUGAGAAUCUGGCGGGAAAGAAGAACAGUCUGGAAUUAUCAAUUCGGGCGAGACACCACAAAUUGGCUGAGCGGGACCAACGAAGGAAACCGGAUAUAACAGACGAAUUGCCACCUGAACUCAGUCUAUUUCACAUAAAUCCAGUUGUCUCACUCAAAACGGACCCAAUAAAGUGGUGGGUGGAUAAUAAAAGUUCAUACCCCACACUCACAUCAAUUGCUUUAAGAUACAUCACCAUUAUGGCUACUUCUGUUCUCUCUGAAAGGCUUUUCUCAAAGGCAGGAGAGAACAUGACUGCCAGGAGAAACCGGUUAUCCGGAGAAAGGCUCCACAAGCAACCAUUCCUAAGCUCAACUGAAUGUAGCUGGGCAAAUAAACAUUGUAUCAGGAAAUGCGGAAGGAGAAGAACGUUAUCCUCUUUUUUCAUGACAAGUCCGAAAAGUUCUUGUACUAUUUAAAGAUAAGCAAUACAUUUUUUUGUAAAUGAA